GGAAGCCUCUUUAGGUAAAGGACAUUAUUUAUAUAAAAUACAAUUAAUCCUAAACCCAAACUGGACAGGGAUUUGUUGGAACAAGCUACACAAGGCACAGAUCUGUGGACCUACAACUUUCCUUUGAGAACACCGAGUUCCCCUUAAACCAGUCCAGACCUGCCCUUUAAUUCAGCCUGCUCCACCGCCAUGUAUCCACUGUCGGCAUAACACAACAGCGGGACCCUCAGCUUCCACAUCCUCCGUGCCCUUCUCUGUCACCAGCCAGUGUCUCUCCCCUGCCAUGCCCCGGGUCACCUCACUGCUGUCUGCCCUGCUGUUCGUUCUCCUGCCGGGCCCUAAUUGGGGGUAUUUCCCCGAGGAGCGCUGGAGCCCCGAGUCUCCGCUCCUCGCUCCCCGGGUCGUCGUCGCGUUGGUCUGCCGCAACUCGGCGCACUCGCUGCCGCUGUUCCUCGGAGCCAUCGAGCGCCUCAACUACCCGAAGGACCGCAUUGCGCUGUGGGUGGCGACAGAUCACAACAUAGACAACACCACAGCCAUCCUGAGAGACUGGCUUGUGAAGGUGCAGAAUGACUAUCACUAUGUGGAGUGGAGACCUGAAGAUGAACCCAGUGCCUUUGAAGACGAGGUGGGGCCUAAGCACUGGAAUAAUCUCCGUUAUGAACAUGUAAUGAAGCUCCGUCAGGCGGCUCUGGAGACCGCCCGUGAGAUCUGGGCCGACUACCUGCUGGUAGCUGACUGUGACAACCUGCUCACCGAUACGGGCACGUUGUGGAAACUGAUGAGUGAGAACAAGACUAUAGUUGCUCCCAUGCUGGAGUCCAGAGCCGCAUACUCUAACUUCUGGUGCGGCAUGACGUCACAGGGCUACUACAAGCGUACACCGGCCUACAUGCCUAUCCGUAAGCAGGAGCGUCGUGGCUGUUUCGCCGUACCGAUGGUCCACUCCACCUACUUGAUUGACCUGCAGAAAGAGGCCUCCCGUCAGCUGGCGUUUUAUCCACCACACCCGGAGUACAGCUGGGCCCUCGAUGAUGUCAUCGUCUUUGCCUACUCGGCUCGUAUGGCAGAUGUGCAGAUGUACGUGUGCAACAAAGAGACUUAUGGGUAUUUCCCAGUGCCUAUGCGUUCCAACGGCACCCUGCAGGAUGAGGCGGAGAGCUUCGUGCACACUCAGCUCGAGGUCAUGGUGAAAAAUCCUCCAUUGGAGCCCUCCAGCUUCCUGUCUCUUCCUCCCAAGGAGCCUAACAAGAUGGGCUUUGAUGAGGUGUUUAUGAUAAAUCUGGUGCGGAGAUCUGACCGUCGCGAGCGAAUGCUAAGAACCCUGUAUGAGCAGGAGCUCAGCUGUAAGGUUGUUGCUGCUGUGGAUGGCAAAGCUCUGAACAAGACUGAUAUUCAGUCUAUGAGGAUUAAGAUGCUGCCAGGUUACAAAGACCCUUAUCAUGGUCGGCCUCUCACCAAGGGUGAACUGGGUUGUUUUCUCUCUCAUUACAACGUCUGGAAGGAGAUAGUAGACCGUGGUCUGCAGACCUCCCUGGUCAUUGAGGACGACCUCCGCUUCGAGGUGUUUUUCAAGCAGCGUCUCCAGGCGCUGCUGCAGGAGCUGACGACACACAAGCUGGACUGGGAUCUCAUUUACAUCGGGCGGAAGCGGAUGCAGGUGGACCAUCAAGAGAAGUCUGUACCAAAUAUCUACAACCUGGUGGAGGCAGACUACUCCUACUGGACACUCGGCUACCUGUUGUCAUUACAAGGAGCUCAGAAGCUCCUCAGGGCCGAACCUCUGACCAAGUUGCUUCCUGUUGAUGAGUUCCUCCCUGUCAUGUACGACAAACAUCCAGUCUCAGAGUACAUGGCGCACUUUGAGAGUCGGGACCUGCGUGCGUUUUCUGCCGAGCCGCUUCUGGUGUAUCCAACCCAUUACACAGGAGACCAGGGCUACAUCAGUGACACGGAAACAUCGGUGGUCUGGGACAACGAGACCCUCAAAACAGACUGGGACCGAGGCAAGUCGAGGAAAACUGAGGAGCAGGGGGAGCUGAGCUUCGAGGCCCAGAACUCUGACGUACUGCAGUCUGAGCUGGAGAACUGGAGCGCACGGGACGAGCUGUGAUGAAGAAGAGAGGAGGAGAGACAGAGAGAGCUCUGACAAACAGAGAUAAGGAUGAGGGAGAAAGAACAAAGCUGUGAUAGUGGGGGAAAUGGAUGACAUGGAGAGAAUAUAACAGAACAAGAGAGGAGGGAGGAAAGGUAAUUGUAAGUUAUAGUAAGUAGUUGGACUCAGGGUUGGGGAGGGACAAAUGCUUUUCCUCGUACAUUUCUCUCUCCAACGCAUAUCCUUUAACCACAGCCUGGUCCAGUAAUAGUUUCAUGUUUUAAAUAAGAUUUCGCCCAGACUUGUCCCACCAUAUAUAAAGUCCUCCUGAGAAAAGAAAAUACAUAAAACGAAUUGGAAGAAAAUACAGUAUUAAGCCCAAUUUGAAAUGUCUCCAAAUGACUUCUUGUCACAUUUCAACUUCAAUCACCUAAUUACAUGUGAAAGCUGCAGAAUGCUUUGGGUUUGAAAUAGGAGCCUCAAAAAUAUAAAACGAUUAUGUUACAUCUCUUUUUACUGUAAGCUCUCGAGGCAGAAAACAGAUUCACUAAAAUGUUGCCUUCUGUUAAACUCUCAGUUCUUCUUCUUCUUCUUCUUCUUCUUCUUCUUCUUCUUCUUCUUCUUCUUCUUCUUCUUCUUCUUCUUCUUCUUCUUCUUCUUCUUCUUCUUCUUCUUCUUCUUCUUCCUCUUCUUCUUCUUCUUCUUCUUCUUAACUCUGUGCUUUUAAGUUUAAACAAUGUGUUAUUUAAGUAAGUGUUAUAAGGUUGUUACUCAUGAUUGUCUCAGUGUUUUCUUUGAACUGCUAUCAAACCUUUCUUUGAUAGCAGCUGUGUUUUGUUUUAUUGUUUCAGUGUUUCACCCUCAGUACAUGUUGCAGUUUGAACCCAAACUCGCAGCUUUUGUUACAUUUCCUUUGCUGACGAUCAGAAGAACAAAUGAAUAUAGAUUUUUAGUAGCUUUCCAUGUUUUGUUCACUCAUCUGUAGUUGCAAAGUUUGUCUUUUUUUAACCAAAGAACGAAUAAAAACUUUUUAUAAUGA
Molecule: messenger RNA, 3134 nt
Organism: Cottoperca gobio
Lineage: Eukaryota; Metazoa; Chordata; Actinopteri; Perciformes; Bovichtidae
Product: procollagen galactosyltransferase 1-like
Exons: 12
Coding region: 284-2113 (609 amino acids)
Molecular function (GO): procollagen galactosyltransferase activity
Source: RefSeq, a predicted model, not a curated record